This is a messenger RNA of Nerophis ophidion (straightnose pipefish), 5611 nucleotides long. RefSeq names its product zinc finger, FYVE domain containing 16 (gene zfyve16). Gene Ontology annotation, molecular function: metal ion binding. The record is from RefSeq and is a predicted model, not a curated record. The transcript is spliced from 18 exons. The coding region runs from base 474 to 4520 and encodes 1348 amino acids. Gene Ontology annotation, cellular component: endosome; early endosome membrane. Gene Ontology annotation, biological process: endosomal transport; liver development. NCBI's taxonomy places the organism in Eukaryota, Metazoa, Chordata, Actinopteri, Syngnathiformes, Syngnathidae.
UAUUUCUGUAUACUCUACUUUGCGUCAUAAAACGUCCAUUUUUUUAAAAUUACCAACACUUUUGUGUAUACGGGCUACGUACAUAAUGUUUUUUGAUUGAUUUGACUUUUAUUUACCUCAUGUUAAAUAUAAAAAAAAUGCUUUUACGGGUGUUUUACUCACGACUGACGGCGGGGGUCUUGAUGGUGGUUUGUGCGGCCGGCGAGGAGCUUGGAGAGGCGGGCUGACUUCCUGCUGUGAUCCACAGGUCUAUUCAAGAUGGCCGCCCGAGCGUAGACUUCACACUUCUACCAUCAAAAGUCAUUUAAAGCGCACAUCUCUCGCCGACCAGCUUGAACAUGAGUCCACUGUGGCGACGAUGGCGUUUGCCAGCACGACGGAAUAUAUGAGCCGUGACGAGGAGACGCCGACCGCAUGAUGGAAGACUAAAGCAGGCGUUAGGACAUCUGGGGAGAGAGAGGACGUCGGUCGGCAUGGACAGCUUCUUCAAGGCGGCCGUUUGUGAUUUGGACAAACUUCUCGAUGACUUUGAGCUCACUGCAGAAGAACAUGACUGCUUGGCGGUUUUCCGGAAGCCUCCAGCGCUCCAGUUGUCCCCUUCGGGUUCCUCAGAGGCGUCCAACGUCCCGACUGACCCCCCCGAUCUCAGUUCUCUUCACUACGGUGCCGGGUCCAGCUGUCCAAACCACGCAAGUCCGGGUUGUGGCAGCGAGGACAGGGAGGUCACAGGUCUGCCUCUGACUGGAGUGGACCUGCUGUCCUCUGUGGAUUGCGGCUCGUCUCAAAGCUCAGCUCCUCCCUGUCCAGACAGAACGCUGAAGCCCGUGUGCGACCUUGUAAACGACACAAGCUCAGCCAUCUUGGUCCGAGCCAACAGCCACGAUGCCUUUAGCGAGCUGGACUGCGCUGAGAAGCAACUGGAAAAAGAGGAGCUGCUUGUGGACUUUGACAGCCUCGCUAAGGUGGAGGUCCUCAGCGAGGAGCAAGGGGAUCUGAACUCAAACUGUGAGCAGGACUCUCACGAGCAGCUCGAGAAAUUCUCAUCCUGCUUCAGUCUGCUGGAUGUUAUUCUCCCUGCAGCUGGAGAGACGAGCACAGAGUCCCCAGCUGACUGUCUUUCAAAAGCUCUGGACAACACAGAGGAGGAAAUCUACGAGGAUGUCCAAGAAGACUUGCUCGCUCAGCCAUGUGAGCAGGACCACCAAGGACCGCCUGAUUGUACCCGAACUUCAAGCACCUCAGGAGAUGUUGACUGUACAGAGCCAUCAGAGUCUCCAAAAGUUUCAGACUGUGAAUCUGAUUCUGUUAGUGGACCUCAACUGGAUCUCCAGCUUCCUGGAGAGCAAGGUGAGGAUGUGUCGGAAGACACAGAGGCAGACGCCGCCGUGUCAGCUGUGGACGUCAGGCAGGAGGACGCUCCUUGCCCCGAGGAACCUCUUGACUCAUUAUCCGAGCAGCUGUACCCAGAGGGCCAGCAUCCCCCUUUAGAACUUUGUGCCGCCGUCUCUCCUGCGGAACAAUUGUCCUCAGACCUCUCAGAGCCGAGCCCGGUGGAUCCUCCUGAGUUUGGCUUUGAGUAUCUUCCAGAGAGCGACCAGGCUGAGCUCCUGGUCACGGAUGAAGAGUUGGAUGCCUUUCUCCAGGCCCACGCUGAGGCCGAACAGGCCAGAGGGACGUCUUGCUGCAGCACUUCUGCAGAUGUUCUCCAACUAAACCGGGAUGUGGAGGAGGUGCUUACAGCCGAGGAGCGGAGGAGCUGUGGGCACCCCUCACGAGAAGAUGUAGAAGGUCUGGCCUCUCCAGAAAGUGACAGAACCAUGUGUGAGUAUGCAUCAUCUCAAGACUCUUGUCCACCCUAUCAAGAAGAACCAGAACCAUCCUCUAGAGGGAGCCUUUCCUCCACCAGCAAUACUUCUCAGCCCAGCAGCUCUGAUCCUCAGAUGUCCUACGGAGGGGCCAGACCCAAACAGUUAGUGUGCCCAGCGGUGAGAUGCACAUCGUCAGCAGAGGAGGAUGAAGAGGUGCCUGCCGUUUCUUCUUCUUCUUCUUCUAAACCUGCGGAUGAAGAAAGGCCAAACACCAGCCACAGUAUUCCAGCACAUUCCAACACCAGCGCCCUCUUCGUCGCCCAGGGGCCCCCAGAUUACACGACCGUCUGCGAUGAACUUUCAGAGCCCCCGCCUUAUCCCGGCGAGCCUUCCACAGCCGCCGCUCGGCCAAACAGCUGGAAAAGGGACGCCAUGGAGGAACUGGGGAGCUGGCAGCCCGACUGGGUGCCUGACUCGGAAGCCCCCAACUGCAUGAACUGCUCCCAGAAGUUCACCUUCACCAAGAGGCGGCAUCACUGUCGCGCAUGUGGGAAAGUGUACUGCGCGGCGUGCUGCAACAGGAAGUGCAAAUUGAAGUACUUGGAGAAGGAGGCGCGCGUGUGCGUGAUCUGCUUCGACACCUUGCACAGAGCCCAGGCACUAGAGCGGAUGAUGAGCCCCACGGGGCCCAAUCCAAACCCCAACGUACCGUCUGAGUACUGCAGCACCAUCCCGCCCCUGCAGCAGGCCCGCGCCGCCGGCACCCUCAACUCUCCCCCGCCCACAGUCAUGGUGCCCGUGUCGGUGCUCAAGCACCCAAACAACGACGGCUGUCCUCGCGAACACAAACGGGUCUGGUUCGCGGACGGCAUCCUGCCCAACGGCGAAGUGGCGGACACCACCAAGCUGUCGGUGGCAAACCCCCCAAGGAGCACACAGGAGUUUGUCGGCGCUCCGACACAAACCACGCCAACCUCCACAGAGUCAGAGGGCGGCGGCGGCAGGGCAAGCCCGGAGGUUCCGGAGGUUCCGGAGGUGGCGCCCCCUCCUGCAUCUGGUCCCUGGCACUACACCCUGCUGGCUGGACUUGGUUCUGCAGUGAGGAGGACCUCGAGUCUGCUGCCGGAAGGCGAGGACCAACUUCCCCCUCUGCUCAUCACCACCGGGGAGGACGGAGCAGGAGAUGCCUUAGUGGAGGAAAGCCCCGCCCCUUGCCAGAUUCGCCACCUGUUAGAGGAGGGAGGUCCCCGACCUUUGACGUUCGUCCUCAACGCCAACCUGCUGGUCAACGUCAAGUUGGUCACAUACGGCGGUCGCCACUGCUGGUGCUUUGGCUCCAACGGGCUGCGGGCCCUGGGCCAGAAAGAGCUGGUCUUCCUGCUGGAGUGCGUGGCGGAUGAAAGGAGCCUACCCAGAGACAUCUUCACGCUGUGUCUCAACGUUCAGCAGGACGCACAAAGAGGCAAGUUUGUGGAGGAGAUGGACAACGUGACUUUCACCAGCAGUUUCCUGGGCAGUAAAGAACAUGCCGGAAUGCUCUUCUUCUCUCCAACUUGUCAGCCCCUGGAGGACCUCACUCUCCCCUCACAGCCCUUCCUCUUCGGCCUUCUGAUUCAGAAGCUGGAGGUUCCUUGGGCCAAAGUCUUCCCCCUCAGGCUUCUUCUACGGCUUGGAUCUGAAUACAGCGUGUACCCCACAACCCCCGUUAGUGUGCGUUUUCGCCAGUCGGUGUAUCGAGAGACCGGACACACCAUCAUGAACUUACUGGCUGACCUGAGGAACUACCAGUACAGUCUGUCAUCUGUGGAGGGUCUGAGGAUCCACAUGGAGAUGGGCCACAGCUACAUCGACAUCCCAAAAAGCAGCUUUAACGAGAUGCUGAAGGUGGUGACCGGCUCCAACGAGCACGUCAUCAGUAUCGGCGCCAGCUUCAGCUCGCAGGCCGACUCCCACCUGGUGUGUGUCCAGAACGAAGACGGGAGCUACCAGACGCAGGCCAGCAGCAUGCCCGGCAAGACACGCACAGUGACGGGGGCCAGCUUCGUGGUCUUCAACGGCGCGCUUAAAGCCUCGUCGGGAUUCAUCGCCAAGUCCAGCAUCGUGGAAGACGGCCUCAUGGUCCAGAUGCCUCCGGACACGAUGGACGCCCUGCGCACGGCUCUGCGCGAACAGACCGACUUCCACAUCGCCUGCGGGAAGACGGACGGAGGGGAAAUCCGGGAAAAUGUCACCGUGCGUUGGGUUGACUGGACGCCACCUGUCAACACCGGGAUGACGAGCGGCGUCGACGGGCGAAGUCUGGAAGGCGUGUGGAGUGCGAGAAUGCAGCAGGAUGCAGAGUUUGAGUGCGAUGGUCAUGUCAUCAGAUGCUCUGAGGUUUUUUACCAGCUUACGUCGCCGGACUGCACUCUGGCGUCCGUGCUGGCGUCCUGCAGCGUUUUCCAGAAAGAGAUGGCGAUGGCCGCGUGCGGCGCCCUGACUCGCCAUCUCGCCGUCCUCACCGCCAGCGGCAUCAACACGCUCAGCCUCCGCGUGUCGACACGCGGCGACAUGGUGGAGUACCAGGCAGGAUGUGGAGGACGACUCCUCGCUCAGCGCUACAUGAACGAGCUGGACAGCGCGCUGAUCCCCGUCAUCCACGGGGGCGGGGCCAGUGUGCCGCAGAGCCAAAUGGACAUGGAGCUGCUCUUCUUCAUCACGCACAGUAUAUGACAAGGGGGACACUACGACGGCCGGUAAGGUAGUUGCACGCGCAGUCGCCACAUCAUAGUGGAACCUUUUGGAGGGCAGUGGCCUUGGAACACCAAAGCUGCUUUAUCUGACCCAACAUGAGGCCCGAAUCUCAAGCUUCAUUUCCCUCCAUGCUGCCUUCAAGGCUGGCGCCUUACUGAAUGUUCCACCGUAGCCAACGGGGUCCCCUCCGACUGUCACAUUGAGGAGUGUGUGAGCACAUGUUUGAAAACACUACUCCUUUGAUGGAAUUCUACCGUCUGGAGCGCCGGAGCGUUGACGCUUCAGUCGGGGCCCGAAAGUGAAUGUGAUCAUUUAGCAGGAUGAAUGACUUCCCCAUCUCAAGCACUACAUUCAGGGCUUAGCUUAGCAGCAGCACAGCCAGUGCUCAAAAGUGACAAAAUCUCAUCGCAAGCAAAUAAAACCACCCUUUUAUUUGUUGUUAGUGACAAAACGACUGACUCGCUGGCUCCCCCCGUGGGGAACCAAGUGGCAUUACACGUAAAAACAUAAUCAGCGGCAACAAUGGGGGGAAAAAAUGGAAGAUGUUGGUGGAUUUUGUCACAUUUGUUUGAAACAUUUUGUGGCUGCUGCUGUUCCUCAGCAUGCAGACAAACGGUGCAAAUGUUUUUAUGGUACACUAAAGGUUUGUGUAGAAUGUAGCAGCUUCCAAGUCACACGGUCACCAGCGGCGCAUCAGCGGAGCGCCAUGCAACCUGCUCCGCCAAGCUUAUGCACGUCAUGUUCCAGCUUUCAGGCCAAAGUUCAGUUUUUUCUUCCUCCUUCAUCUCAACUUAUUUUUAUGUCCAUACCUUCUGAAAAUAUGCAUAUAGAUUUUCUUUUUUUUUUUUUUUUUUUUAAAUAUUGAAGAUUUAUUUUUGGAAUCAUUGGUGAAAAAAGCUUAAAGAAAAACGACAUAUUUUUGAUAGGCUGACAAGGAUUCGUCGGGAGGAAAUAAAUGUCCGAUUCAUUCCAGAAUAAAGCUAAAUAUAAUAUAUCAUGGUGGAAAGAAUGACAAAAAAAGACUUUAAUUUUGAAAUGUCAAGAGAUAAUAAAAGUGUUUGAAACCACCA